GCUGUUGGAAGGACUUGAACGCAAAAAUUCAAAGCCAGUACUACAAUCGCACGGACUUGCCUGCAAAACUAAUCGAAUUUGUCUGGCUUCAAAAAAACAAGACCUAUGUCAUGUCUGGUUUGGAGCGGUGUUUCCGCAAGAUAGCAAUGAACCUUACCAUGCCGUCCAGUGAAUUAGAAGGCGAGCUCUAUGAGCCGUCCAUUUUCACUCGUGGUACAGAAAGAAAUCCACCUGAGGUGCAAGAGGUAAUGCGUACAAAAGUAGCUAUUCGUGAAGCUCGUUACUUCGCAAGAUUCAAUAGACGUACUAGAAACAUCCAGGUGGAGGAAGCGAAUCAUUUGGCAAGAGUAAAUUGUGGGCGUGCUCUCUUUGGUGAAGUGGAUGUGGUGCAAAACGACCCCAGUAUUAUUGCAUUGAUUACGUUCACCAUCUAUGUCACAAAUCAAGCAGCUGCAGUAGAUGAACCUGUUUUUCCUUCACCUUCUAAUUCACCUGUACCGAGUACCAUUGUUCGCCGCACUCGUACUCGUGACCCAAUAAUCGUUUAA
Messenger RNA from Mucor mucedo, 548 nucleotides. RefSeq lists its product as uncharacterized. The annotation marks the transcript as partial. The transcript is spliced from 3 exons. The record is from RefSeq and is a predicted model, not a curated record. NCBI's taxonomy places the organism in Eukaryota, Fungi, Mucoromycota, Mucoromycetes, Mucorales, Mucoraceae.